Molecule: messenger RNA, 10974 nt
Organism: Tribolium castaneum (red flour beetle)
Lineage: Eukaryota; Metazoa; Arthropoda; Insecta; Coleoptera; Tenebrionidae
Exons: 25
Coding region: 582-5420 (1612 amino acids)
Molecular function (GO): ATP hydrolysis activity; protein binding
Source: RefSeq, a predicted model, not a curated record
GGUGUAUGGAUGGUUGCUUCAAGUCAGGCGAGUCUGAAUAAAACAUAGUUUAAGCUAAUUUGUGGCAGCAUAAAACAUUCAAAGAUGUCGUUUUUAAGCCGCGAAAGGCCGGCUUUCGCAAACAUGAGGGUUUUGCAAACUUAUGGCAACAAGUGUAUCAAGUCCAGAAGCUCGUAAUUUGGCAUUUUCGAGCCCUGAAGUUCGGUGGGUUGUUUUGGUAGUUUUGGUAGAAUUUUUUAGUUUUUUCUUGGGACUUUGUAAGAUUUUGGUGUUUCGUUUUCACGGCAUGAGGUGUAUCGAUAGGUGAGACGACCUGUGGCGCUUGCGUAAAUCAAUGUGCGCCGUCCGGUAUCUUCAACACCCGGACGGCGUCAUCAGCGGAACCGACGCUGCCGCCAGUAUCGAAAAGCAGCGUCGUGAAGCGUCAUCGUUCGCCUCUCUAGCCCCAGGUCGUUGUGCAUUUCAGAUUGCGAUGGCAUCAAAAUGAGAUGAUUUAGAUAAUAGGAAUUUACCACUGACAAUCGAUUAAUGUAUCUAAUAGUUUAUUGUUGAAAUAAUAAGUGUGCUUAGUCGUUAAAAUCAUGAAGAAUAACGAUGAGACAAUUCUCGAAAUUCUUCAAGGACACAAAACUUCUAAAUGGCCGGCUGCGAAACUCGUUAAAAUUUUCAUUGCCAGCACUAAAGCAGAUUUUGUUGAAGAGCGACGUCUUUUGCUUGAAUAUGUUGGUCCAGAACUUCAAACGGUAUUCGAUGAACAAAAGAUUGAGGUCGAACUAGUCGAUAUGUUUUUCGGAGCGUCUGAAAAGGAUACCUUCGACGCGAAAUUAUUCGAGGAUCAUUUAAACGAAAUAAGAAUGUGCCAUAAGUUAUCACGGGGAUGUUUCUUUUUGAGUUUAGUUGGGAAUAAAUACGAACCUCUUAUAGUUCCUCCUCGUUUAAAAUCGGAAAAUUUUGAAGCCUUAGUCGACAAAGUAGGAGAAUUGGGGCUCAAUUGUGAUAUAUUAGAAAACUGGUACUUCAAGGAAGGAAACGAAUAUAUAUUAAAAGACUGCAGAUUCUCAACUUUAGAAGAAUGGAGAGCUAUAUCAGAAGAAUUAAUCACUAUAAUUCACGAAUGUUUGCAAAACAUGCCUGCAACAACAAAGAAAAAAUUUAGCUCGUAUUUAAAAUCAGUUGUCGAACAACAGUUUAAUUUUGCUUUAGGGUUGGCACCCGGCACUGCUCAUCACGUGUUAAACAUUUUUAGAGAAUGGGACGUACCUGAAGAGACUGAAAAAUUUCAUCAGGAAAAUUCUAGCCAUGUUAAUAAAACUAUAGAAAACUAUUGUCGUGAACAAAUAAAGUUGUUUCAUUCGAAUAUAAAAUUACUUAUUCCAGAAGAAAAUAAUCUUAAUUUCAAAGUGCCUUGGAAACCUGGGGGAAUAAAUACGAUACAUGCAGAACACGAAGCAUAUCUAAACGAAUUUAAAAGUCGUGUUUUAAAUAAAUUAAAAGAUUUAAUUAGACAAAGUUUGGACGAUGAACCGGAAUUGAAAUCUAAAAAGAAGAUCGUCGAGGAGAACUUUCAAGAAAAUAUAACUCACUUAACUCUUUGUUAUGACGAUAUCAAAGUAGAUUUUUCCAAUUCGGAAAUCUUGGAGCGAGUUAAACAGAUAGUACAAAACACUACAAAUGUUAGACAUAAUCCAAUUUUGAUAUACGGCAACCCUGGUUCGGGAAAAACCUCGCUUAUACAAACAAUAUACAGAAACUUCGAAAAGUGGUUUACAUGCAGAACUCUUAGAAUAAUAAGGUUUACUUCAACGACCCCUCGAUCCUCAUAUAUUUUAGAGCUGUUAAGAGUCAUAUGCCAACAAAUUUGCAUAGCAUUAAAGCUUCCAGAAGGUUUCUUGCCAAAAGACGCUUCCUUCGAUCCUUUGUAUAUUAACAACUGGUUUCAAAGUUUACUCAGAAAUUUCGAGGAUAUGAAUCAAAUCCUUGUUAUAUUCAUCGACGAUUUACAUUUACUCAAUCCGUUAGACGCCGACGCCGUUAAUGCCCUCAGCUGGAUACCAAUAACUCUACCCAAAAGGGUCCACAUGAUAUGCACAACUUCCACAGAACUGGACAAACUCAGAAUGACGCCAGUGCAAAAAGAAAGGUUCAAAAACCCAGACUCCUACCUCGAAUUACCCGCAGUUGAUCCAUUCGACGACUACGUGAAUAAGAAAUUUGACAGUUUGGAGGAGUUUUUUACGAAAAACGCGGUGGCAAAGAUAUCCUCGUUGAUAAGUUGUUCGGAGUACGGUCUGACUGAGACUGAACUUUUGGAAAUUUUAAUGCCGACGAGUAAUAGCGAGGCAGUAAUUCAUGUCGAAGACGGUAAUUUUAAUUUUUCUUCCCUGUGCUCCAUCCGGCGAAAGUUGGAACCUCUCCUUAGGGAGAAAAUAAUGAGCGGGAAAUUACUGAUCGAAUGGAGUCACGUGACGAUUAAAGAGAUUGUGCGGAAGCGUUAUCUCCACAAUCAGGAAACUUUAAGGAGCACACAUUCGGAAUUAGCUAACUUAUUUUUCUACGAGUUUUGCAGCGAUGAAAGCUGCGACGAAGAGGACGAAGAAGGGGAGCCAGCACCGCUUUUAUCCGAAAUUAGGGAAACUCCAUUUCAGUCGACGGUUUAUAAAGACGUUACGUACAGUCAAAGACAUAUCGAGGAAGCUUGGAUCCAUCUUUUGCUCGCUGGUGAUACAAUUAAACUGAAAAGCUUGUGUAUGUGCAAUUACGACUUCCUUCUUGCCGCUUUGCAAACGUUUUCGGUUAGCUACUUGCGAUGCUUGCUGGAGCAUGUCCGAUGUUAUCUUCUUGAUAGAGAGAUCGAAUUGGUUUACUACUCUAUUAGGAAGUCCACGGAUGUAUUAACUCGGGAUACUUAUCAAUUAGGCACUCAGCUUAUCUCUUGGUUGAGGCCGGUCAUAGAACGUGGUGGUGGUUUGAUGAGCUCUAUGGUCACUUCUGCCAUGGCUUGGUGCGAUGGUUUCACUUUACCUCUUGUGGUUCCAUUAACAGACUGGCUUCAACCACCUCUUCCACAACAAUCCCGCGUCAUUAACACACCGAAUGUGCGACUUAUCGAACCCACUCCUUCCGGACAACAUGUUGUUUGUGUUGUCGAUUCCGAGCCGCAGCUUUGGCACAUAAUGAGCAACCAAUUAGUGCACACCUUUAAAGGUCAUACGGGGAAAAUAAUUUGUAUGGCUGUGACCAAACAUUCCCAGUUCUUGUUUACCGGUUCGGAUGAUUUAAGUAUAAUCGUUUGGGACUUGAAAUCAUUCGGUAUUAAAUUACGAAUUCAUGAACACAUCGCACCGGUUUUGUGCAUUACCGGCGCUCUCAAUAACUCGGUCAUUAUCAGUGGAGGAGAGGACAGUAGCAUCAUUAUAACUUCUCUGGCAGAUGGACACGUCGUUAUGAAAAUAGACCACCAUCGAGGCCCCGUAACUUCCGUCAAAGUCACUUCGACGGGUGACAUCUUAGUUUCGGGAAGUCAUGAUGGAAGAGUCUGUUUGUGGUCUUUGGAAACUUACAGUUUGCUUAAUACGAUUACGCUACAAUCGCCGAUACAAAUGAUCGAAGUUUCGGCCGAUUCGGUCUUUCUAUUAGCUUGUUGUAGGGACAACAAUCUCUAUUUACGCACAUUGGCGACGGGAACCGAACUACACAGUUUAGUCGAGCAUAAGACAAAGGUCAGGUCAAUUUGUCUUACUCAAGACAGCUGUAGAGCUGUCAUUGGGGGUGCAGACGGAAAAGUUUACAUUUACGAUAUUCAUAGUGCCAAAUUAAUUAAAUGCUUGACGGGACAGAACGGUGAAGUUAGCGCCGUUCGGGUGACUGAAAAAGACGAUUUUCUUUUAACCGCCGGUGGAAAUCGUGUUAUAUUUUAUCCGUUUCGAAGCGACGAUCACAUUAAGAGUUUUUCAAAGAUGAAGAAGAAGUCGCAGCAUCAUUUACAAGCCCAUGGCGGCUUCUUAACGUGUCUGGACAUUUCACGAGACGGGCAAUUAUCAGUGACAGGUGCACUGGACCAUAUUGUGAAUGUCUGGCAGCUUAAUAGUCAAGAGUUAGUAUUGACUCUGAAGGGACAUUCGGGUCCCAUUACGGCGGUUAGUUUCGCUGCAAAUGGAUUAUUUGUGGCGUCUGGUUCCGAAGAUAAAACAGUCAAAGUUUGGGGUCUAACUCUUGGUACAUUAGUCUCGACGUUUACGGGUCACCAAGCUGCCGUUUCGACAGUAUUUGUUAUGAUGGAUUCGACUCGGAUAAUCUCGAGCGACCGAAAUGACACUCUAUGCAUUUGGCUGGCAGAUAACGGAAACCUUUUACAAACAUAUCCCGGUCCUAGCAAAUGUGUUAGAGUUACAAAUAAUAUGAAGUACGCAAUAGCAACAAAUGGAGACGUCUCGUUGAAAAUUUGGUCUUUAGUUAAAGACGACGAGAAGUAUAAUGUCAACCAUUCCGAAAAAAUAACUUGCUUUGUUCUAACAAUAGACUCUCAACACAUUAUCACAGGGUCAAGGGAUAUGUCAUUGAAAGUUUGGCAAGUCGUCGGAGGGAAACUCUCUCAAGUCUUGAUCGGCCACACGGACUCGGUAACUUGCGUGGCAGUUUCAGUUUCGGAUAAAAGUCAAGUGAUUUCGGGAGCGUGCGAUAAUAACCUUAUAGUCUGGGAUAUAAACACCGGUGCCGAUUUAUACACACUUUCCGCGCAUUUAAGUUACGUUACUUGCGUUAAAUUAUCAGGGGAUGGAACAAUAGCGAUAUCAGGAUCCGACGACAAAAGCAUAAUCAUUUGGGACACAAAAAGAGGCUUACAACUAACUUCGCUCCAAUUACAUUACCCGAUCAUAAGCAUCGAACCCACAUCAGACUUUUCCCGAAUUUCGGUCUUAUUGAAAGACACUAACUUCAUGCCAAUUAUUUGCUUGCACAACACUCCGGCAAAGUACGUCAAACUCCCAACUUAUUGCGCACCCGACAAGGAUAUAAUAGAAAAUCCCAAACCGGCCCCGAAACGGCAAAUGAAGAGAUUAUUAAAGAAGGAAGUUUCUUUAGAUACGUACACUUGGCAAAAGAAAUACGCUCAUCUCACUUCGAAUUUGGUAAUUCCGGCUGUCGAUGAGCGGUUCAAGCGCCGAUUUUCGGUAUCCGCGAGUAUGGAAGAAAUCUCGAAAAUCCCACAAAUUAAAGACUCGCAGGGUGGCUUGGGAGCGAAACAAGCUUCUCUAGCGCAAUCUCAGCAUUUUGAUCAAUUGGAAGCUUUGUGGAAUAAACGUUCGCCACCGCGACGGAGACUUCAUCAGUCCCUAUCCAAACAAUCAUCUUUGGCCGAAUCGCAUCUCGAUUCGUCGGACGAAGAUGGACAUCUCGAAGACGGUAAAUAUGCCACGUAAUUUGUUUUUAGAAAAUCACUUGAAAAACUCAAAAAAAAUCGAUGUCGUAUUUGGUCAAACCUUCCCGCAAAUGGAUGUUGUAAAUGUAGUACUUCCACGAAAUGUUAAACCUAUAUUAUACUAUAUAGAAUAAAAGUAAAAUGCAAAUGAUAAUCUAUAUGACAUAAGUGCUUUCCUUAUGACUGUUUCAAAUUUUUAGACUUUCUAAAAUAUUAUUUUAUAUAAUUGCUAUUUACUCUAGUAAUAAGAAAAAAUUUCAUAUUAUCAACUGUACCUUAUUAUUGUUUCUUGUUACUGACUAUUGAAAGCAAUCAUUCCACACAUUGCAAAAAUGUUUGUUGACAUGUUAACGUUUGUUAUUUUAAAUUUGAGAACUUUACUCGAAGAAACAACGAAAAUUGUAAUAGAAUUGAUCGGUAGGUAUACGAAAUUAAUCCAUAUUCGCAAAUGACGCACCAUUAUUUUAACUAAAGUUCUCAAAUUAACCAAUACUCUAUUUCGACAAUGGAAAUUCCAACUCUCCUUUUGGCGAUUAUUUUAGUCCAUCUGUUAUAGCGGAAAAGAAUUCUCAGGACCAAAAAUUUUAUUUAAAUAAUAUAUAGAUUUUUUAUUAUAAAUUUGUAUUUUUAUAAAAUAACUCAGUUAUCAUAACCCGAUUAAAGUAAAAACUCUGGCUUAACACGUAACGACGCUCAAUAAAUAAAAUAGUUCACAUUUUAGCGUACAGGUGUAUAAUUUGAAAGUCAGACGCCAUAAAAACGUCAAAAAUGUCGUUUCUAUCGCGCUUGACUUUGAUGUUUCUUCCGACACGCUUCACUCUUCAGUGUUCAUAUUUUAAAUGUAUUCGUCUAUAUUCCGAUUACUCUCUAUUGCUGUUUACUGCAUUAUGUGACCUUACGUAUAAACGAUAAAUUGUUACGUUUGUUUGUCGUACUUAUUUCAAUGUUAGUCAUUGUUACCUAAAGCAAUUCUAAAUCUCGCUACCUAAGCAAUAAUGUAACUUAUUAAAAAACCACCGUUUAGAAAAAUACAAAUCACAAAUAUAUAAAAUGCUAUGUUAAUAUGUGUAAUGAAUUAGAAAAAUGAGUCGAAAAUAAAACUUUGAGAAACGUUAUUAGUGCGUAAAUUCACCCUGAAACCCUAAUCCAUCAAAUAUAAUACGAAUCGUUGGGAACUCCAAACUUUCCACAUCACGAAGACUUGACGGUAAGUCAAAACAAUUUCCCCCAGUCACCUGUUACGAGCACAUGCACCAUACGUUUCAAGGCGAUUACCACUUGUUUUAUACCGCAUUACAAACAAAUGCGUCCUCUGAAUAAAAUUAGAUUGCAAGCGUCUGAGAGCCACCAAAAAAAUUUCAAGACGAGUUCGUUAAAUUGUCUCUUUUUGCUGGGCUAGGCUUAAUGGGUGCGUUAAAAUCGAUCAACAAAAGAAUGUGAAUUAGUCGAACGGGAAACACGAGCCAAAAGCAACAGGUACUUCUUUGAGUAAUUUGAUAAAAUAAUUUGCUUUUAAUUAUUUGAUCCACGUCGGCAUCAAUCAGAUACCUGAAGGAAUUUUUUGUUUCGUUUCAAAUUAAGAUGGAAAGAGACUCAAUCCCGAUGAUAAUAUCGCGUUUGCUGAUGGGUUUCCACUGUUCCGGGCUUUAUUAAUUAUUUGAGAGGGCUGGACGGCAUCAAGACCAAUCAAUAUUAACUUCAGAUUUAAAAAUCAAAGACUAGCAAUUUCUUUUGUGGGAUUCGGAUUGGUAUUAAUACACAUAAAAUAGCUUAUGAAAUAUGAACAAAGUGAUACGUCGAUCAAUUUUUCCGACUCAUAAAUUUUAAAUAAAGGAUAUGAUUCGAGUGUUUUAUCUUUGAUCUGAGAAAUUCGAAUUUUAUGAUUUGGAGCAUAGGAGGGUAAUAAAAUCGAUUUCCACAACAGGGACGUGAUAUGGAGCAUUCCUAAACAGCUUGUAUGUGGUAUAAUGACGUUAGGAAUAAUCAGAUCCGGAGAAAAUGUAAUUAGAAUGAUGAUAAUCAGCGGUUAAAAGGCGAUCAAUAAUGCUUUUUGCGCACGUAGAACUGAAGCACUAAUCAAAAUAAUAGCGAUCUGGUUUUCCAUCAAUUUCUGCUGAUGUUAAUGAAAACUGUAACCCAAACAGAGAGGAAACUGCUGGAAGCAAUAAACUCGAAAAGUUGAGAUGAUCCAAAAAGUGGUAAUACAAUAUACGCUCCAGGAGAGUUUAUUGUCAACUUGGUGUUUUUCUUUUUAAUAAAUCAAUUUCAUCGAAAGAAUUUCUAUUUUGAAAUGAUUUAUUGCUAAGGCCGCUAGUUCUAUUUUUACUGAAAUUAAUGGCCACAGGAUACAAACAGGGAAAGUGUUAACAACGUUAUUAUCAUUAUCCUGUCAGAGAUUUAAAGUUAACAACUGGUAAAAUAACGUAAAUGAGCAAGUCGGCCCUAAUUGCUUCCACAUCUUGUUUUAUACGAUCGAGCUCUGUUCGAAAUGAAUCCACGCACUCUGCGUUAAUUAAUUACAUACAAAACGGUAAUAAGGUUAUUUACUUUGAGUUUGUUAAAAUUAAAGAACUAUUCUUUGGGGUUGUGGUGUUAGUUAAUGAGUGUUUCUAUUUAUGGUCGACCCUUUGAUGGAACUCACUUGAUGCAAUUAUCUCAGAAUAAUUUAUCACUGUAUCGUUUUAAGGGCUUUCGAGGUAAAAUUAGGAACAAAUGCAAUAAUCUGUCAAGUGUCAGAUGAGUGGAAUAUAUGCAAAUCCUCGUAUUAUCUCCAACUAUGUUUGCCCAAUGUUGAAAAAUUCGACGAUUAGGCAAAUUCCUCAAACAUCACAUCGUUUCCGUUUAUUGACUUUCCGUCAACUUUGACAAUACAAUAACUUGAACGUAAAUAAUAUUUGCACAAUCACAUCUCCUCUCCGAUCUCUGUCAGAUUUUAAGUCGCGAUCCAGGUUGUACGCCAAUCUAAUUAUGCGCGACAUUCAGGGUGUUCUUACUUGAUUAUUCGAUCACGUCAUGUCUUGUAAAACACUCGAAUAGGUAACUUUGUAAAUACACAGGAGUAACAGCUGGAAAAGCAGCUUUUCUUCCUCGAAAAUCAUAACAUUGUUUUCACACGUUUCGACAACUGUUCGAAGUUAAAUCUAAACAUUGACGAACAUGUGAUCACUGAACGAAACUUUUCGCUCCUUUGUGAACAUUUAGGGGAGCAAAAUAUUUAUUUGAGGGAGUAAAACCACUUCCGCCACACCCUCUCUGUGUCCACAGUUUUAAUUCUUCAUUGAACUGUUUGCCGUGGGCGAACACAACAUUAUCGCUUUAGUCCCCUAAAGUCGUUUUUGAUUUAUCCUUAAUAUUUCAUAUUUUCGCAAAACAUUUUCUAAACACACAUACAAGCCUACAAAAAACAAUAUGCUUCCCGGUAUCGAUCCACAUAAAAUAUUUUGCUUCUAGUACGUUAUACUGUACAAAGCCGAACGUUGUGAAAUCGCAUUAUAAAUUUUCAUGUUUUUAACGAAAUGAAAUUUUGAUAAAAUAACUUAAUAAAGGAGUGUUUCAGCAUCAAAGCUUUGUCGAACAGUUUUAAUUAUUUUUUGUAAACGUCAUUUAUACAUACUUCCAAUGAGAGAAACGAAAGGUCAGCUUGUUAUCCUAAGCGACAAACGAUUUAUUUUAAAAAAUACUGCAGAUUUAAAGUUUACGCUUUCGAAAACCGAUUAAAAGAAACUACAGGCAGUUAAUCCGAAAUGAUACAAUGAAAGUUUUAAUCUGCGAUUAAAUUUUCUCUCUGUUCUUUUAACGAAAACCAAGUCGUAAAUCUGGUUAGAAAAAAUAAUAUAUGAGCUACAAAUGAAACUCUAAAAAAGCCAAAAAACUUCGAACGCAAUUUGCAUAUUUAUGUAUACUCAAAAUAAACGCAUUUUCCCCGAGUGACUCACUGUGCUCUAAUAAAAUCGUCUAAAUAAGAAAUCUGGAGGAUUAGAAUCGCCCAUAACUAAGUCAGGAUUAUGUCAAAAUUAAUUAGGGCCUUUGUUGAUUCAGCGUUCGCUUAUUUUCGGUGUCUGUUCGCUUCAUGCGACAAUCUGUAACUUUGAAGUUUACUUCCAAGUCUUCCAACGGCAAUCUAUCAAUUAACCUUAACAUGUUCGCUUGUGCAUGAAAAUCGUUCAACAAAAAUACAUUCCAAAGUCGAUGUAAUAAAUCGCAUCAUUCAGUUCGAUCUCUAUGCGACGGAUAAAUCCAGAAUCCCAAUAUUUAUCACUCUUUGUAUUUAAUACAACGUGUUUCAGCAAGUGGCUCUUAAAUUUUCCUACCAUACCUCAUAAUAUCUUCGGUACAAAGCAAAAGCUCGAGAAAACGAGUUGGUAUUAAAGCGAAAUCGGCUUAAAGGUUUAUUACAGCCGCCCAAAAACAGGGCUAAACUCCCCCUUCAGCCAUUGUUAACUUUUAUCAGUUGUCUUUAAUGAAUAUUAAACUAAGUUCACAGACUAAUUUCACAACAAAUUAUUUCAACGAUUCACUCCCGUCAAUCCAGUGAUGGAUUGCGUCAAUUUCAAAACACUGCAAGUUCCGGAACACCCACAAUAAUCACCCUUUUUCUAAAUUUUGCACAUUGGAUUAAUUUAAUAACUAAACUCGCCAUGUUUAUGGGCCCUAGAGAAUGUCUUGUAACGAUGGUUUUAAUUAACUGAAUAAAUAUGUAAAUCCCGAAUGAAAUUUGGUUUUUACGUUGAAUUUAUUACGUAAGUGUCGCUUUUAACGAAGUCGGCAAACAAAUGGCUCUUUAUCCGUGAAAUUUAAAUAAAUAAGGCAACAAUAUUUAAAAAAAACGUGUUUGAACAAGUAUGAAAUUUGUUUUUCUUAAAAAUUUAAUGGUGGUUCCCGUAGUUUGCCUAAAGUCAAUAAGGCAGAUUUUUGGUGGGGACAGUCAUUUAUCCUAACUCACAUAUAAAUAUCCUCUUCGUAGCCAUUACUUGGAGUUAUUACAAAUACAUCAUCAGCAAGAUGAAGUGCUUAAUAGUUGUUUUAUCAAUUAUAGUCGCUAUUCAAGCCGCUAGUUAUCAGUUAAUUCCAGUGAUUGAACUCUGGGGGGAAGUCCCCAUUGCACAAUCUCGCAGCGUCCGCUCGGCCGACCCGCGCCGUUACGGGGGCUACGGCUCCCCCGGAGGCUCCGGGGCGCAGUCCGACGCCUCCGCCACCAGCCAGACCCAAAGCGGCUCGUUUGGGCCAUUCGGGCCGUUCUUCGGCGGCAAAGGCUUCGGAGGCGGCUCGAAUUCAGACGCCGGAGCCAAAGCCGGAGCUUUCGGUUCCGGAAAUUCCGACUCGACUGCCAAUGCACAAUCGCAGACUUUCACAGGAAAUGGGUUCUCAGGGUCGGCCUCUUCGGCCAGUGCCUCCAGUCAUAGCUCCUCAGGCUAUGGAGGUUUAGGACACAGCCACCUAGGGGGCCUGGGGGGUCUGGGGGGCGCCUCAGCCUCCAAGGCCCAAGCAGCCGCUCAAAGCGACAGUAAAUCGCACUCGUAAUGUACUUUUUGUCUUGUAAUAAACUGUGGAAAAUU